AUGAAGGCAAAGGAAGUGAAUGUUCUAAUGGUGUCACUUGCCUUCCAAGGCCACAUCAACCCCAUGUUAAAGUUCGCUAAACACCUUAUUUCAAAGGGUGUUCAUGUCACUAUCGCCACUACCGAAGAUGGCCGUAACCGCAUGCUGAAACACACAAACCCAAAUAAUUCCUACAGCCCAGAAAUAAAACUCGAGUUUUUUUCAGAUGGCCUUAGCCUUGACUUUGAUCGUUCAGAUAUCGAGUCCUUACUCAAAAGUGUUCGUGAAAAAGGUUCCAAAAACUUGUCCACUCUCAUCACCAACAUUACCAAAGUUCACAACUACUCGUGUGUUAUUGUCAACCCCUUUGUGCCGGGGGCUAUAGAUGUGGUUGCUAAACAUGGCAUCCCUUGUGCGUUGCUUUGGAUCCAGGCUAGUGCAGUGUAUUCCAUCUAUUAUCGUUACACCAAAAACAUUGAUGCGUUUCCCAGUUUGGAAGGCCCGAAUAAUAAAGUGCAAUUGCCUGGACUACCAAUGUUAAAGGUUAGAGACCUUCCUUCUUUUAUUCUUCCUUCUGCCCCUCUUCACUUCAGGCAAGUUAUAAGCGAUUUAUUCAAAUCUUUGGAUAAAGUGAAAUGGGUUUUAGGUGCUUCGUUUUAUGAGAUUGAGGAAGAGAUAGUGAAGUCCAUGGCUUCACAAACCCCAAUUUACCCAAUUGGGCCAUUGGUCUCACCGUUUUUGUUGGGUGAAAAGGAAACAAGUGAUUUUAAUGUGGAUAUGUGGAAUGCUGAAGAUUCAUGUUUAGCGUGGCUUGAAAAUAAGCCACCUUCUUCUGUUACCUAUGUGUCGUUUGGUAGCAUACUUGUGUUGUCACAACAACAGAUGGAUAACAUAGCUCUGGCUUUGAAGAAUAGCAACAAACCGUUUUUGUGGGUGGUUAAGCCAGCUGAUGGAGGAUCUAAACAAGACGCUGCUGAAUUGCCAAAGGAAUUUGUUGAAGAAACUAAAGAGAGGGGUUUGGUGGUGAAAUGGUGCCCUCAAGAGAAAGUGCUAAUGCACCCUUCUGUGGCUUGUUUUAUAAGCCAUUGUGGGUGGAACUCCACGCUUGAGACUGUGGUUACUGGUGUGCCUGUUAUUGCUUGGCCUUCUUGGACCGAUCAGCCAACAAAUGCUAUGCUUAUAGCCAACGUGUUUCGAAAUGGGGUGAAGGUGAAUUUUGGGGAAGAUGGGGUUGCCACUGCAGAAGAGAUUGAGAGGUGCAUUAGGGAAGUCAUGGAAGGGCCAACUGCUGGAGAGAUUAAGAAGAGGGCAAGGGAAAUGAAAGAGUCAGCAAGAAAAACUUUACAGGAUGGUGGCACUUCUAACAAGAAUGUCAAUCAAUUUAUCAGUGACUUGAUUGUUGAGAAUCCAGUCAGGGAUUAA
Molecule: messenger RNA, 1401 nt
Organism: Abrus precatorius (Indian licorice)
Lineage: Eukaryota; Viridiplantae; Streptophyta; Magnoliopsida; Fabales; Fabaceae
Product: UDP-glycosyltransferase 84B2-like
Exons: 2
Coding region: 1-1401 (466 amino acids)
Molecular function (GO): UDP-glycosyltransferase activity
Source: RefSeq, a predicted model, not a curated record